AUUAAAAAAUGAAAACUUGGUGCUGUACACUUGAAAACACUGGUAAACAAUACGGUAAUUUUAUUGAAGAAAGCACGGCGGAAGAUUUCGAAAAAGCACACUAGAAAUAAUCAAAUUCCUGACACAUGAUCAGAGGACAACCUUGUUUAUGAAAGAGGCAUCGGUUUAGUCUCCUGCAGCACGGUUGCUAAUUUACUGUUUCUAUCCAAGGUUCUGAAACGCGCUUCCGAAGGAGCCCGUCACGUGACCCCCACCGCCUGGCUCGCCGCGGCUCGCGCCGCUUCCCGCACUUUCACGUGAGACCGCCGCGAGCCUCCCGCUGCAGACGUCUCUUACGGCGAGGGCUUCCAGACGCGAAAUCUUUUUGUGAGGAGUACGACUUCUUGCUUUUACGAUGGCUCAGUGGUGACAUCUCGGGCUGCAGAGCGUGCGUUUUUCCCGUCGUUCGACUCGUUGCUCAGCUGCGUGGCGCGUGACUGCGGAUGGAUGGCAGUCCCGGGCUCCUCCGCUCGGCUGCCGGUGGAGUCUGAACAGAACAGCGCGUGCCCGUUUGCGGGCUCCUCCGGCGUCGGCACUGACUGAGGCGAUGUAAGGAAUAAUUAGGGAGCCGUCCGUGUUCCCCGCAGCCGCGGUCCGCCGACACGAUGCAGAAAGGAAUCCGUCUCAACGACGGCCACGUCACCUACCUGGGUCUCCUGGCCAAGAAGGACGGCACGCGACGCGGAUGCCUGAGCAAGAAGAGCUCGGACAACACGAAAUGGCACACCAAGUGGUUCGCGCUGCUGCAGAACAUGCUCUUCUACUUCGAGAGCGACUCGAGCUCGCGGCCCUCGGGACUCUACCUGUUGGAGGGAUGCGUGUGCGACCGGGCGCCGUCGCCAAAGCCGUCCCUGUCCGCCAAGGAGUGCUUGGAGAAGCAGUAUUACUUCACUGUCAGCUUUAACCAUGACAACCAGAAGGCUCUGGAGCUGCGCACAGAAGAUGUGAAGGACUGUGACGAAUGGGUGGCAGCAAUAACACAUGCCAGUUACAGGAAUCUGGCCACAGAACAUGAGGCCCUCAUGCAGAAGUAUCUCCACCUUCUCCAAAUCGUGGAGACAGAGAAAACAGUUGCUAAGCAACUUCGACAACAGAUAGAGGACGGGGAAAUAGAGAUUGAACGCCUAAAAUCAGAGAUUGCAGGUCUUCUAAAAGACAAUGAGAAGAUUCAGUCUAAUCCAACUGCAGCACCCAAUGAUGAUGACUUGGAGAUUAAGAAAAUAAAAAAAGUGCAGAGCUUUCUGCGUGGCUGGAUGUGCCGGCGUAAAUGGAAGACCAUCAUCCAGGACUACAUUCGCUCGCCCCACGCGGAGAGCAUGCGCAAGCGGAACCAGGUGGUGUUCAGCAUGCUGGAGGCUGAGGCCGAGUACGUGCAGCAGCUUCACAUCCUGGUCAACAACUUCCUGAGACCACUCCGUAUGGCUGCUAGCUCUAAAAAGCCACCCAUCACCCAUGAUGAUGUCAGCAGCAUCUUCCUCAACAGUGAAACCAUCAUGUUUCUGCAUCAGAUCUUCUACCAGGGGUUGAAGGCAAGGAUAGCAAGUUGGCCGACACUGGUGCUGGCUGACCUCUUUGACAUCCUGCUGCCCAUGCUGAACAUCUACCAAGAAUUUGUGCGUAACCACCAGUACAGUCUGCAGAUCUUGGCUCACUGCAAGCAGAACCGAGACUUUGACAAGCUGCUGAAGCAGUAUGAGGCAAAGCCAGACUGCGAAGAGCGCACGCUUGAGACCUUCCUCACCUAUCCUAUGUUUCAGAUCCCCCGCUACAUACUGACCCUUCAUGAGCUGCUGGCCCACACACCACAUGAACAUGUGGAGAGGAACAGCCUGGAAUACGCAAAGUCCAAACUGGAGGAACUUUCCAGAAUCAUGCAUGACGAAGUCAGCGAGACAGAGAACAUCAGGAAGAACUUGGCCAUUGAGCGCAUGAUUGUGGAGGGCUGUGAGAUCCUUCUGGACACCAGCCAGACAUUUGUGAGACAAGGAUCCCUCAUUCAAGUCCCCAUGACUGAGAAGGGCAAGAUCCCCCGAGGGCGUCUGGGCUCACUGUCACUGAAGAAGGAAGGCGAGAGGCAGUGUUUCCUUUUUUCCAAGCACCUGAUCAUCUGCACGAGGGGCUCAGGAGGGAAGCUCCACCUGACCAAGAACGGAGUGGUCUCGCUUAUCGACUGCACUCUGAUAGAGGAACCUGAAGGUACUGACGAUGAGUCGAAAUCAGAAAAAGGUGGACAGGACAUGGAACACUUAGACUUCAAAAUAGUAGUGGAACCCAAAGACAGCCAGUCCUUCACUAUCAUCCUUGUGGCCUCCUCGCGCCAGGAGAAAUCUGCCUGGACAAGUGACAUCAGCCAGUGCAUAGACAACAUCCGCUGCAAUGGUCUGAUGAUGAACGCCUUCGAGGAGAACUCCAAAGUUACAGUGCCGCAGAUGAUCAAAUCAGACGCCAGCCUCUACUGCGAUGAUGUGGACAUCCGCUUCAGCAAAAUGAUGAAUUCCUGCAAGGUGCUGCAGAUCCGCUAUGCGAGCGUGGAGCGGCUGCUGGAGCGGCUGACAGACCUGCGCUUCCUCUCCAUCGACUUCCUCAACACAUUCCUGCACUCCUACCGCGUUUUCACCAAUGCCGACGUGGUGCUGGACAAGCUCAUCACAAUCUACAAGAAGCCCAUCAGUGCCAUCCCGGCCCGAUCCUUGGAGCUGUUCUUCGCCAGCAGUCAGAACAACAAGCUGCUGUAUGGAGAGCCGCCCAAAUCCCCACGGGCCAGCCGCAAGUUCUCUUCGCCGCCUCCGCUCACCAUUGCCAAGACCUCGUCACCCAACCGGCGGCGCAAGCUCUCACUCAACAUCCCCAUCAUCACUGGGGGCAAGGCGCUGGACCUGGCUGCCCUCAGCUGCUCCUCCAAUGGCUAUGCAGGCAUGUACUCCUCCAUGUCACCCUUCAGCAAGACCACGCUGGACAUCAACAAGCUCUACGUGUCCAGCACCCUUCCCAGCAAGAUCCCAGAUGAGGCCGACAGCAAAGGAGAGAAAGCAGAGGAAUCGUGGCCCUAUAAGCAAGACACCUCGGUGACAGAGGAGUGUGACAACAAUCAAAGUCAGAGCGGUGAUGACGCUGAGACCGAGACAUCGCCAACCAAGUCCCCCACGACCCCAAAACACACAAAAUGCAAGAACUCAUCAGGUACAGAGACCCAGAAGUUCUCCCUGUUCUCCUACAACAAUGGCAUGGUGGUGUCAUCUUGCCGGGAACUGGACAGCAACCGCAGCGCCCUGUCUGCAGCGUCUGCCUUCGCCAUUGCCACAGCCGGUGCCAACGAGGGCACACCCACCAAGGAAAAGUACCGCCGCAUGUCCCUGGCCAGCACAGGAUUCCCUACUGACCAGCGAAAUGGUGACAAGGAGUUUGUCAUCCGAAGGGCUGCAACCAACAGAGUGCUUAAUGUCCUGAGGCACUGGGUGUCCAAACACUCACAGGAUUUUGAGAGCAACACUGAGCUGAAACUGAAAGUGAUCAGUUUCCUGGAAGAGGUUAUCCAUGAUCCAGAACUCCUGACCCAGGAGAGGAAAGCAGCUGCCAACAUCAUCAGAACUCUCACCCAAGAGGACCCUGGUGACAACCAGAUCACCCUGGAGGAGGUGAUACAACAGGCUGAGGGAGGAAAAGCAGAGCCCUUCGAGAACCACUCUGCACUGGAAAUUGCUGAGCAGCUUACCCUGCUGGACCAUCUGGUGUUCAAGGUCAUCCCAUAUGAAGAAUUCUUUGGGCAAGGCUGGAUGAAGAAUGACAAGAAUGAGAAGACUCCCUACAUAAUGAAAACAACUAAGCAUUUCAAUGAUAUUAGUAACUUAAUUGCCACAGAGAUCCUACGAUGGGAAGAUGUGAACAUGCGGGUGGCAGUGAUAGAGAAGUGGGUGGCGGUGGCUGACAUCUGCCGCUGCCUCCACAACUAUAACGCUGUGUUGGAGAUCACCUCCUCUCUCAACCGCAGCUCCAUCUUCCGUCUGAAGAAAACCUGGCUUAAAGUUUCCAAGCAGACGAAGGCAGUGAUUGACAAACUGCAGAAACUGGUUUCAUCCGAGGGAAGGUUCAAGAACCUGAGAGAGGCUUUGAAGAACUGUGAUCCACCCUGUGUUCCAUACUUGGGGAUGUACCUCACGGAUCUGGCCUUCAUUGAGGAGGGAACCCCCAAUUACACAGAGGACAACCUGGUGAACUUCUCCAAGAUGAGGAUGAUUUCCCACAUCAUCAGAGAAAUAAGACAGUUUCAGCAGACAUCUUACAAGAUUGAAUACCAGCCAAAGGCAACACUGUACUUACUGGACCAGAGCUCUGUACUGGAUGAAGAAAGCCUAUAUGAAGCAUCUCUCAGAAUUGAACCCAAAAUGCCUACUUGAGGAUGAGCAUCUUUCUGCUGUAGGGAACAAAGGGAAGCUCCUGUAUAAUAUGUACAUAAACAUUAUUUGUAUUACAUCAUGUUAGACAUAUCCUUCUGUGUGUGCUUCGGAGAGGCCCUGGUGAUCCUUGUUGUUAGAAGUUAACUAGAUGCCUAACAAGCUUUUAUACAUAUACAAACAAAGAUUGGGGAAACUUAGUUGCUUAUUUCUUAUUCAAUAUUGUUUUUUGGCAUUUGAUCAAAGUAAUCAAGCAAUUUUCUACAGUAAAAAUACUUUAAAAAUACAGAAAAAACCACCACAACACUUCAUACUGAGUUCUAAGCCUAUUGUUUAUGUUGAGAGUGAGCAUGCCUAAAGGUGUAUAUUAAAACCGUAUUAUACCAUAAAACUAAUUUAUUUUCUCUUCACCUUCAGAUGAAAAGUUCUUUAUACACAGUUAAAUCCUGCACUUCCAGUAAGACUUAAUGAGAGUAAAAUAAUUCUUAUUUGAAGAGGAAGCUUUAUCACACUUCUUUACUGAAAUAUUUAUUUUGUGUAAGAGUUGGUGCCAUUGAUGUAGCAAUGUACACACAAGAGCACAUAUUUUUACCAAAUCCAGACAGGAAAGUCCUAAACUGAAGAGAUUUAAGUAGCAGACAGCCUGUCCUCUGCCAGCUACGCUCCCACUGUAUGUGCUGGUUUUCUUCAUUUGGGCUUAUUAGCAUGAGUAACCCGCGGUUGGUACUUUAAAAUAUCUCUUUGAACACCAGUACUAACAUAUGUUGAAGUUGCAGGGUCUUCGGGCUGACUGGCCUUCAGACCAUUUCAACAUAAGUAGGGCUAUAAUAGCCAUUGUUGAAUAUAAGGCAUCCACCCUAUUUUUCCAGGAAAGUACUAACUGACACUGGUACCACAUUUCAUCAGCUGAAAUCUGUGCUUUGCUUGGUUCUUAUUUUUAAACAAAAUUAAAUAUAUAAAUAGUUUUCAGAUUGCUGCUCAUAUAUAAUAUUUCAAACAUGGCAAUUGCAUUUGUCAUAAAAACAGCUAACUGGACAGGCCAACCAUCUGAUAUGCAGUGUUGUAAUCCGUAUUGGACAUGCUUUUUUAUUGUACCAGAGUGUAAAUGCUUUGCAUGUCUGAUGUUUUAACAGUGGGCUGUUCAAUUGUGAUUGAUUACUUACAUUUAUAAAUAGAGAAUCACAUACUGGUUAUACAUCUGGCCUAGAAUUAUCUUUGGAAAAUCCUCCUAUCUAGUACUGCAAAAUGGGAGCACCAGUCCCAAAAUAUAAAGGGCACCAUUAUCAUAUAGCUAUUAGUUGAAGAUGCAGUAUUUCUUGUUUUGGCAAUAAUGUAUUGACAGAAACAAGCAUUUUAUGACUAUCUAUUAUCGAAACACAGCAAAGUAGUAACAUUUACUUUUUAGCUUUACCCACUUUAUUGAAAACCCAUGUUUGGUUUAAAUUUGAUAUAUUGGAAUGGAUAGGAAGCAGGGAGACGGUAAGAUGGAUGAACUCAUAAAACAAUGAUUAUGUCUGGCGUGAACUUAUUUCCCCAUUAAUGGAUGUUCAGCUGCCGUGUAGUUGAGGGACAGUCUGUUUUCCUCCUUCUGUUGAAGUGGUGCUGGAAUGUGGCUUGUUGUCAUGUUUUAAAUACUGUAGGCUGUUAUUGAAAAGUGUGAUUUCCACCUGCAGCAUUCUAAAGGUAUUUUUGUAACGUGGUCUACUAGUCUUUGGAAGACAAAAGGGAUACUGCAUCUUUGAGUGAAUAUGGAAAUUAUGUAUUUUGUACAAACUUUGCAAAUUCGCCUGAGAAAUGUAUGCUGUAUAUUUUGUACAUGCAGCCUUAUAUAUUUCUAAAUGUGAAAGUGUAAAGCAUACCUCUGUAAAACAUUGUACACUAAUAAGCUUUCAAACCUAAAAUGCUAAACAAUACGUGAUAUUUAGAACCAUAAUUCUAGAAGUAGAAGACAACUUUAAAGUGUUUUGCAUAUACUGUAAUCCUGUCUAUAACUAUUCUCGUAGCAGGAAUAUAGUAAUGUAGUGCUUAUUCUGUGAAUAUUUGUAUGUAUUUUUACAAUGUACAGUACAGAAAUACAUUCAAUGCUCAAAUUUCAGGCAUGCUCCACUGUAACCACCAGAAUCGUUUACUCAAAGUAUAUAUAGAUAUACAUACAUGAUAAUGUACCCACGUAUACAGGCAAAUACACAUACUACAUAUAUGAAAAUAAAACAAACAUUUUGCUGUGAGCAAUACCCAGUGGUAUGAGAAUUAUCUUUCAAUCCUUUAUUUCCACAGCUAGAAACAUUUCCAUUUUUGUAUAAAAUGUGUUUCCUGAUUACCUCUUGCUAAUAAAUUUAUUAUAUCUCA
Messenger RNA from Scleropages formosus (Asian bonytongue), 6779 nucleotides. RefSeq names its product Ras protein specific guanine nucleotide releasing factor 1 (gene rasgrf1). Gene Ontology annotation, molecular function: guanyl-nucleotide exchange factor activity. Lineage: Eukaryota; Metazoa; Chordata; Actinopteri; Osteoglossiformes; Osteoglossidae. The transcript has 27 exons. The record is from RefSeq and is a predicted model, not a curated record. The coding region runs from base 645 to 4433 and encodes 1262 amino acids. Gene Ontology annotation, biological process: Ras protein signal transduction. Gene Ontology annotation, cellular component: plasma membrane.